AUGCCUAGCGCGACGCCAGAUGGGCACGGCGUCCCCGCCGUUGCCUCGUGCGCUGCCUACCUCGACAAUGUCCUUGCCCGCGCCGACACAAUCAAGGACAAACCCUCCAUCGAACCGCCCCUGACCAAAUCCAAGUUAGGCGACGUGGCGGCCCAGCUAAGCGCCGUCUUUGACGAAGCGUUGGGCGGCCCCAGCGAUGAUGGCGCGGACCAGAGGCGGCUGAGGCAGUUUGCCAUGUUUGAGACGGCAGCGCGAGAUUUGUUCAGCCACUUAAUAGCUAGCACACCCAUUGAGUCACCCGAGUUCGUCCGUGUCUGGAACUUCCUCGACCUCCUUGCCAUCCUAUCCGACGAGGAACGAUGCGACCCCGCCCUCUUAUUUUGGCUCGUGGAGGAGCUACUCGACAGCCAGACCAUUUCCGGGUGCCGCAAGAUAUUCGACUUUCUCGAGUCUCGCCGCGAGCGCAUUACCGCCAAACACUUUAAGCAGAAGCAGCUUGUCAUAUUACAGUUUCCCCUCGGCGAUAAGAGCUCAGUCAACCUGCGCGGAGAAUACCACAUCGAGAAUGUAACUGUCUUUGACGAGGCGCCGCCUCCGGAAAAGGAAGGAGAAGAGGCAGCGGCUGAGGCGAUGGAUGUCGACGAUGGUACCGCUGCGGGCAAGGAGGCUGGGGAACAGAAGCAGGCCUCGCUCAAGGCGGUCACCCAGCCUAAGAAACUCUUUGACGAGACGUACUUUGCGCGGUUUCGGGGCGCGAUGGAGACCACCAUGACGGCAUUCCGGUCGAUCCAGGUGGAAAACGGCUCGCGUCCGGCCAAGACAGCUAGCUCGGAUGAUAGCGCAAAAACUCUCAAGAGGAAGAGGGAGGACGGCGAGACGGAUCUCGCGAAUGCCUUUAACCCAAAGUACCUCACAAGUCGGGAUCUCUUUGAGCUCGAGCGACCUCUCUUUCGACGGCACGUCCUCGUGCAGGCUCUUAUCGUCAUGGACUUUCUGCUUUCGCUUUCCGCCAAGGCCAAGGAGAAGUUGUCCACGGCGAGGGCACAUAAUAAAGCGGUCGAGUACCUUGACCAGAAGCUCAACGAAGACGACACAAAAUGGGCGACGGACAUGAAACGAUCUAUCGCAGAUUACCUUCGCCAGGGGUUCGAGGGACCCUACUUCUUCCGCAUGGUGGAAACAGUCCUGUCUCGUGACAAGAACUGGGUGCGCUGGAAGAUUGAAAACUGCCCACCUAUGGGCCUGCCGCCAGUCUCCGCCGAUCUCUUCUCCGAGGCCAAGCAGACGGUACAGCGGACGGCGACCAACAAACGUCUCCGGCCCAUCCCCAUGGGCUCCCUCAACCUCGGCUUCUUAUCUAGCGCCGAAAACCGCCCGGCUACAAAUGGCGACCACCGCGGGGAGUGGAAAGAGGGGAUGAGGGAACGGCGGCGGUGA
This is a messenger RNA of Parascedosporium putredinis, 1437 nucleotides long. NCBI's taxonomy places the organism in Eukaryota, Fungi, Ascomycota, Sordariomycetes, Microascales, Microascaceae. The record is from the annotation of a GenBank genome assembly.